Messenger RNA from Cyprinus carpio (common carp), 1942 nucleotides. Its product is annotated as transcriptional repressor scratch 1-like. The record is from RefSeq and is a predicted model, not a curated record. Gene Ontology annotation, biological process: regulation of DNA-templated transcription. NCBI's taxonomy places the organism in Eukaryota, Metazoa, Chordata, Actinopteri, Cypriniformes, Cyprinidae. Gene Ontology annotation, molecular function: DNA-binding transcription factor activity, RNA polymerase II-specific; RNA polymerase II cis-regulatory region sequence-specific DNA binding. The transcript has 2 exons. The coding region runs from base 552 to 1484 and encodes 310 amino acids.
AGUAAUGUGAUGUGUGUCCCGAGGGAUGUUUGAUGGAUUAAUGCUGAGCAGCUCCAUUGCGAUGUACCACCUGAUCUCACUCCCACCGUCUGCCUCUAUAAAACCUGCCUGACUGCUGAUCUCAGCUAGUCUCUCAGUCUCUCCUCUCUCUGUCUGUCUCUCUUUCUUCCUCUCUCUCUCUCUUCUCUAUCUCUUCCUCCUCUCAGCCGCCUCCGCUGCAGGCCAGGAGCUAUCCAGUGCUGAACAAGUGAAUUUUUUAUUUUUUCAGCAGCGUAAGCGGGUGUGUGUGUGUACAGUAGCAGGCACACAGACACACACACACAGAAUUGUACCACCAGACAUCUUUCUCCUCCUGCGUGCUCUUCAUUUUUCCUUUAUCUAGACAUUGUUUUUAUUUUUUAUUUUAUUUCUGGAACGUGGAUAUUUUUUUAAUACAACGGAUUUCAUUCUGGACAGUUUUCACCAGGGUUUUUGUGUGUGUACAUGUGUGUCCGUCUGCGGCCCAUGUGAAGGAUUUCUGGUGCGUCUGUGCGCGUGUGACCGUGUGAACCAUGCCUCGCUCAUUUCUGGUGAAGAAAAUCAAAUUGGAUGAUUUCUCCUCGUCUCCCGUGUCAGCGUCUAAUCAUCAUCACCAUCAUCAUCUCGAUGACUCCUUUACACGCUCUCGCUCCAGCCUGGGCGUCCGGCUUUGCGAAAAUGCUGCAGGCUACAUCCAGGAUUACAUCAGCUCUUCUGAAUACACAGAGGAGAAGCAGGCCGAUAUGAAGCUGAGCUCGGAUCCGCUGUACUCCCCAGUUAGCAGCGGAGGAGGGGAGUACUGCCAACCAGACCUGGAGCACCCAGACAGCCCUCAAUCCGGCCUCACGGCCCGCGGAUACAGUGAGAGCGAAUCUCUCAGCGAGGGUUACACCAUGGAUGCGUUCUUCAUAUCUGAUGGACGUUCAAGGAGAAAGGGAGAGGUCACGGAAGCAAGGAAAGCCGAAACAGAGGAGAAAGAAGUGGCCGUGCUGAACAACGGAGGUCCCCGACACACCUGCAACGAAUGCGGAAAGACCUACGCCACUUCAUCCAACCUGAGCCGACACAAGCAGACCCACCGCAGCCUUGACAGCAAGAUGGCACGCAAGUGUCCCACCUGCAACAAGGUUUACGUGUCCAUGCCGGCGCUGGCCAUGCACAUCCUCACCCAUGACCUCAAGCACAAAUGUCACGUGUGCAGCAAAGCCUUCAGUCGGCCCUGGCUGCUUCAGGGGCACAUGCGAUCGCAUACGGGAGAAAAACCCUUCGCCUGCGCCCACUGUGGGAAAGCUUUCGCCGACCGAUCCAACCUACGAGCGCACAUGCAGACACAUUCGGCCUUCAAACACUACAGCUGCAAGCGCUGCAAUAAGACCUUCGCGCUGAAGUCCUACCUGAACAAGCACUACGAGUCCGCCUGCUUCAGAGGUUCCGGAGACGAGGAUGAGUCUGGCUCCGAGAAUUAGCAAAAAGAAGAAAUGAAAAUGAGUUAACGCUCUCGAAAAUCCCCCCACAGAUUCCCUACACAGACCCCACUUUCCCUUUUUUAGAAAGCAAUAUUUUGACCAAGAAAAAAACCAAACCAACCCAAUAAUAAGAAGACAAUAAUGAAUAAAUGCUGGAUUUUUUUCUUUGGUAAAAAAAAAGACCCUCUCAUAUAGACACGUACAAUUAUGAGGCCAGGCAUGCAAAUUUUUAUGAACAUAACACUAUUAAUAAUGAUAGUAAUAAUAUUUAGAUUCCUGAUGUUUUAUAGCAAAUCAUGAAAAAAGACAUAAAAAAAAAUGACAGCAACAGGUUUGUGCUUUUUGAGAAAUGAAAUCAAUUUGUAUUUUUAUGCUGCUCUUUUAUUUUGAAUUCUUUUGCAACUGCCAACACAAACUUUUUAUGAAAAUGUGAAUAAUGACAGUAUUUGCAAAAAAGA